Molecule: messenger RNA, 963 nt
Organism: Drechmeria coniospora
Lineage: Eukaryota; Fungi; Ascomycota; Sordariomycetes; Hypocreales; Ophiocordycipitaceae
Exons: 2
Coding region: 1-963 (320 amino acids)
Source: RefSeq, a predicted model, not a curated record
AUGCCGCUGCCGCCCAUCGAUUCCAAAGUCUUGCAGGAAAACCCUGGGUUUGCAAAACUUUAUUCCACACUCACAAACGUCAUCUUGCAUCCCGAUGGCUCGACAGCACACAUUCCGGCGCUGAGGGAGCGCGCUGUCGUCCAGGAGGAGCUCCACAGUCACCGCCUCAGGGCGGCAAGCCAUCACCUCAUUGAGUGCGCCAUUGGCACAGCUGCGCCUCCGGUACCGAAUCCCCGAGGUCCGCGGCCGUCAAGCCAGCCGGAGCGGCACCACCAGUGGCGAGACGGGCGCGACCUUCCCGAGCUGCCCGAGCCACUCCUUGACCUCCUUCUCAUGCUUACUGCUCUCCUGGGAGCGGCCGAUUCGCUGUCAUACGAUUCCGUUGAGCUGCUUCUGUCUUCUCCGCCCCUCUCUGAUCUCGAAUCCCUACUCCCAGAUCUCACCGCGCUGAUCUCGUCGUCCCUACAUGCCUCAGCUCUCAGCCUGGCCCAGCUCGCCUUUACUUCGACCAACCAACCCCGCCAGAAUCAGAUCAUACCCUCUCUGCCGGGGUGUCAUGCGGCCCUGCAACAGACGCACUCAAAUGCACAGCACAGCCUCACGAAGGCCCAUCUCCGUGCACUUUCCACCUGCAGAAGCCUCCUCGGCGUCUACACGCAAUGCCUCACAAGCCUCACUCGAUCCCUCGAGGCCAAGCAUGGGGUCAUUGCCCGGAGUCUUGGGCUCCGCGCCUCUAAUGUUUCCCUCCUCGCUCAACACACGGUUGUCGAAGCCAAAAAUGCCUAUACAACCCUCGGAAGCGAACUCUACUCGCCCGAGGCCAUGGCCGCACUUCAAAACUAUGCUGCCUACUUGAACAAAGCCAAGGCACAGGUGUCGAGGCGCCUGCGUAGUCUGCAAGCCGAGCUUGAGAAGCUGAGCGCUGGGGCACCUCGCGACGAGAAGAUAGGGAAGACGGCGUAG